Messenger RNA from Drosophila suzukii, 2757 nucleotides. The record is from RefSeq and is a predicted model, not a curated record. NCBI's taxonomy places the organism in Eukaryota, Metazoa, Arthropoda, Insecta, Diptera, Drosophilidae.
UGUUUCCUUUCAUAACGGAGUAAACAUCUUUCGCUUACGUCAUGAAAGCUACAUUUCUGCGGAAGAGUAUAAUUUGAUUUCCAAAAAUUACAUUUCAGUACUAUUGUUCAUCUAUAAAAGAGCAAAUCGUGUGGGAGCUAAUUUCUCUCGAGCCGCUUGCGAGAGGAAUAGCCUGUGUUAAAACAAAAUUACCCAAAAUAAGGGAAUUUAACUCCCAUCCUGCUACGAGGAACUGAGUACCGCGGUCAAGUGCAACAGUCCCCAUUGGGCCAUUAAAAACGGUAAGAUGGAGAGCUACGGCAGAAGCAACGCUUCCACCCCGCUGGCCACCGCACAGCCCAGUCCCAGUGAGCAACAGGAGGCCAUUGCCCUGAAGAGGGCACUUGAAUGGGAGCUGAGCCUGGACACCCGCGAACUACGUUCCUACGCGUGGUACCACGGAGCCCUGCCCCGCCAGCGCGCGGAGGACAUUGUAGAGCGCGAGGGAGACUUCCUGGUACGCGAUUGCGCCUCCCAGCGUGACAACUACGUGCUCAGCUGCCGUAGCAAAGCAGCCGUUCUGCAUUUCGUACUGAACAAGUUGGUUAUACAGCCGGAGACAGUUUACGAACGGGUACAGUUCCAAUUCGAAGAGGAUGCCUUCGAUACCGUGCCCGACUUGAUUACUUUCUACGUGGGAUCUGGAAAGCCAAUCUCGUCGGCGUCGGGGGCUCUUAUUCAAUUUCCCUGCAAUCGGACCUAUCCGCUAUCCUUCUACGGCCACAAAAUCGUGGGCAACCAGCUCCACACGCAGAUGCUGGCAGGUCUCCGAAGUCUGAGUCCUCUUAACUCGCCAAUAAACAGUAAUGGAGGAGUGGGAACAGGCGUUUCUGUGCUUUUUCGCUUUGAUACCAAGAAGCAACAGCUCUCUCCAAAGGCUGGCUCUCCGGCCAGCCCGCACUGCUCGCCUCCACGGGCACGACGAGAGAUAACCCCACCGCUGCCUUGCAAGAAGCAACAGCGCUUCCAGAGCCUCACGCCAGCCCAGGCACUGUUGGUUAGCAACAUAAACAAGCUUCAGGAACAGCAUCAGCAUACGCAGGAGCUGGAAAACGAAAAUCAGAACGUCAUUGUCCGCUUCCAGACGAUCGCCAGAUGUAACCCCACCAGCGAACAGCACCUAGAGAGUAAAUUCACCACCCACUCUUUGCCAAGACCCAACACUACUGCGGCGCAAGCGCUGCCUCAAAAUUCAAUGGCACGGAUCUCGAGCCUGGCUAGGAACUGCAGCGUAGAAUCGCCAUCGGACUCUCGACCGCCCAGUCCACCGCCUAAGCCGCGCAAGGAACCCAUAGUAGCGGUGCUGGCGUACCAGGCCAGUGGAUCAGAUUCGGGCAAUGGAUCCGGCGACUCUACUCUAGGGGAUGCGUUCGAACCAAGCAUACAGCGGGGUGUAGUUAUUAAGAAUCCCCGAUUCAUAAACACCUCGGUCUUAAAUGAGACCCUAAAAAGUUUCAAAGAAUUUGAUGUCCUUGCCGCCGAAGAAGAGCUUUUUACAAUGGCAAAAGAAGAAGUUAUAACGGCGAGCAAGUUUGAUUUUGACAAUUUUGUCACUCUACUAUUGCCAUCUGUGGAGAACAACCCGUUAGACGGCGAUGGUCUUAACACAUUUAAAAUGAUGCUGAUAGAGACGGGCCCAAAACUACUGGCGGAGCACAUAACCCGCAUCGACAUCGCCCUAUUUUUGGAGGAGCCAUCAAACGAGGAGAACUACUAUUUGAGCUGCUCGGGUCUGGAGCUGCUGACUCUCCCCCACGGUAAGCUUUUCCGUGAGGAUAUAAUCGAGCGGACACAGUGCAUUAAGCUGAUGGUAGCCGUGACGAUACUCACCUGUCAAACGGAUCUGGACCGUGCACAACUGCUCAGUAAAUGGAUUCAGGUAGCAGUGGAGACUAAAACAGCCCUAGGAAAUCUGUUUGCUUUCUGUGCCAUCAUGUUGGGAUUGUGCAUGCACCAGAUUCAAAAGCUCGAUCAGGCCUGGCACAUUCUAAGGCAGCAGUAUACGGAGAGCGCAUUUAUCUUCGAGGCCAAGUUACGCCCUACGCUAAGCAUCAUGAACGAGGCCUCUAAUCCACAGGCCCCAAACACAACCGUUCCUCACGUUCUUCUUUACGCAUUAUUAGUCGAUCGGCCCGUCAUGGACAUCAUAAACCACUCUAACAUCGAUGAUCGCCCUGCUCUAUACCACACCUGUAUAGCUCCUUGGGAAUCAAAGGCGGACGACUUCGGCAUGGCCAUUAAUUUCCAGCACCUAGAUGCGUCGCGGGGCUUUCUAAAGAACUUGGGUUUGUAUCGUAAGAAUGCUAAAAUUAUUCUUGAGGACGCCAUACCUAGGUUGGAUGAGCUUCUAUCAGAUGCUUUUCGAACCGAGUUCCAUGUGAAAUUUCUAUGGGGCAGUUCUGGAGCAAAUGCAAAGGCAGAAGAUCGUCACAGCAAGCUGGAAAAGGUGCUAACCCUGAUGGCCGACAAGUUUUGCACGUUGGCCGAAAAGUAAUCUGAAAAAUAAUAUGGACUGUAGUUUCUUCAUAUCAAAUUAACUUAAUGUAAUUAAUGGAACGUCGCACAUUUUGUAUGCCUCGUAUUUAUCUUACUAUGUACAAUAUCGCUAGAUCCUAAGAAAAUUAGAGUAUAUACACGUAUAUAAUUUCAGCAAGAACACAAGUCCACUCUAUGUUACAGUUAAAAUAUUAUUUCAUUAAAGUUAAGUCAAAUUUUGAA